CGCAUGACGUCAUGACGCAUCAGCAGCGGGCGCUGGGCAGUAAACAGGCAGCAUCGGUGUCGAGAGGAAAAGGGCUACGAUGGUCCUCAUCAAGGAGUACCGUGUGGUUUUACCCUGUAGUGUUGAGGAGUAUCAAGUGGGACAGCUGUUCUCGGUGGCUGAAGCAAGUAAAAAUGAGACGGGCGGCGGUGAGGGCAUCGAGGUACUCAAGAACGAGCCCUACGAAAAGGACGGCGAGAAAGGACAGUACACACAUAAAAUCUACCACAUAAAGAGUAAAGUCCCAGCAUUUGUCAAGAUGAUGGCCCCUACAGGCUCCCUUGUAUUCCAUGAAAAAGCCUGGAAUGCCUACCCUUACUGCAGAACCAUCGUGACGAAUGAGUAUAUGAAAGACAAUUUCUUCAUUAAGAUUGAGACGUGGCACAAACCAGACCUUGGAACACAAGAAAAUGUGCACAAACUAGACAGCUCCACGUGGGACACUGUAAAUGUUGUGCCCAUUGACAUUGCAGACAGAAGUCAAGUGUCCAACGCUGACUACAAGCCAGACGAGGACCCCGCCACGUUCAAAUCGGCGAAGACCGGCCGAGGACCCCUCGGUCCCACCUGGAAGAAAGAGCUGGUUAGUAACACUGACUGCCCGCGGAUGUGUGCCUACAAACUGGUCACAGUCAAGUUCAAGUGGUGGGGCCUGCAGACCAAAGUGGAGAGCUUCAUCCAUGAGCAAGAGAAGAGGAUCUUCAAUAACUUCCACCGCCAGCUCUUCUGUUGGAUUGAUAGGUGGGUGGAGCUGAGCAUGGAUGACAUCCGGCGCAUGGAGGCAGAGACACAGAGGGAGCUGGACGAGAUGCGUGAGAAGGGCUCUGUGCGAGGCACAAAGGCUGCAGAUGAGUAGCCAGGCCAGGUGUGUAGGUCUGAGUGUGUAAGUUCUCGCUGCUUCGCAGACGGGGAGAAGUACGAGGAACCAGUGCUGCAGACGAAUGAAAAAGACAAAGGAUUUUUUUUUUUUUUUUUUUAAACUCCCACCAUGACCGCAGCGGUGGAGACUGCUACGAGGGCUCCUUUGGUGCCACUUCUUUUUUUUUUUUUUUUACCAGAACUGAUUCACAGGGGGGGACGGGGGGGGGACGGGACUCUGCUACCUGCAAUCAAUAGAGCAGAUCCCUGACUCGCACCCAAUCAUAGAGUUUCAAUACACCGAGGAAUUGAUUUCUAGAAACCAACCCGAUCCCAGCUGAUAAGACUCUUAAGGUUAUUUUGAUCUCCUGGGCAGAGAGACGCCAGCUAUCAGCAUCAUGUUCUUCACAAUGAGCAAGAUACCAAGAGGAGUUCCUACACUAGAGUUCUCAUUGGCUGAUUCCACAGUGGCAGGCAGGUGUUGGACCAAACGUUUCCUCCUGUCAUAUUUAGAUUUUCCUUCUUUUUUUUUUUCUUUUUUUUUUGUUUGCCUCCAAAACAUUCCUCUGAAGAUGAUGCCCUGUCUGACUUCUCUUUGUCUCCUCCUCGGUCUUUACCGUACACGCUGUGGCUCAGUGGAUUGCAUUCCCCGGCAUGAGUCUGUCUGUUUGUCAUACUCAUGUUGCUUCCUGCCACAGCCUCCAUUAAGAGAUUACUAACACCCUUGGCGCCUUGGCCCAUUGUAAUCCCCUCCUCCCCCUCCCCCGCCAAUCCUCCACCCAAAGCACUGCAUCUUUUUAACACUGACAAUCAUGCCCGUGCAGGUAUUCACUCUCCCUCUCACACAGAUUUUAAUAGAAACCCCCCACACACACAUUCAUAUGACGCAUAUACGUCGAGGAUAAACGUGAAUUCAUUCUCGCACAUACACACACUCACACAGGUGUGGAUGCCUUUGUGGUGACUGAGCUCUUAAAAGCUCAAGCUGGGCAGAUCUGUGCGAGCUUGUUCAGCUAAGAGAUGUUACUUUGGAAGUGUUUACAGCUCCCACUGGUUUUCUUUUUUUGUUCUCACACACACACACACACACACACACACACACACACACACACUCCCUAUUCUGAAGACAUUGACACAUAAUCUACAACGCAGCAUUCACCUCCCUAGCAGAUGUCCCCAGAGGAAAG
This is a messenger RNA of Sander lucioperca (pikeperch), 2084 nucleotides long. Its product is annotated as phosphatidylinositol transfer protein beta isoform-like. Gene Ontology annotation, cellular component: cytoplasm. The transcript is spliced from 12 exons. The record is from RefSeq and is a predicted model, not a curated record. NCBI's taxonomy places the organism in Eukaryota, Metazoa, Chordata, Actinopteri, Perciformes, Percidae. The coding region runs from base 80 to 895 and encodes 271 amino acids. Gene Ontology annotation, molecular function: phosphatidylinositol transfer activity; phosphatidylcholine binding; phosphatidylcholine intramembrane carrier activity. Gene Ontology annotation, biological process: phospholipid transport.